GCCGCUCAGUCGCCCGGAGCGCGGGACAGCGCACGUGUGUUUGGCACGGCGGCGGUCUCACCUGACGAGAAGACGCGACGGCUGAGAGCUGCUGACAAGACUGCCUCCGACGACCGACGCCACGUCUGUUUGCCUUCGCUAGCCUGCUGCUGCUCGUGCUCCGUCCUCUAUCAUUAUUAUUUUUCCCCCUUUGAAUUUUCGUUUUUCCUUCUUCUUUCCGGAUCCUCAAGUCUGUCACGGAUCUCCUCGCGACGAGUCGCCUUCCUGUCGACAACUCGUUGCAAGUAACGAAGUGUUGUGCUCUUCGGUGUCUCUUGCCGAGAGCGGUGUCGCAUGCUGCCCAACUUUGGCGGGACUGAUGUAAUAGUGUUUCCGCGUUCACUUCUAGUCAGCGAAACGAGAGUUAAGCAAGAAACUUUGUCACUAAGCGCGUCGAACGGGCACACAGCUGAGAAACUAUUCGCCUGUUUGGCGGUUUCCAUUGUCUUUCAGGACGAAAAAAAAGUUGUCCAGGUAGGUCUCCGAAUUAUCAGUGUUCUAUAGGGAACAAGCAGUACUUAGGAGAGUAGUUAACGCAGAAUUUAAUCGUAGCGGUUUGCAGCGGUUGGUGUCCUCUAACGCUAUCGUUGCGUUGCUCCUUUAUUGGAAUGUUAAUGGUUCGCCGUGAAAAAGUCGUUAGUUGCCUUCGAUGCUGACACUGCGUUACUCUGUCAACGGUAUGUUAAUGGUCGGCUUUGGAAUAGUCGUCGUUUACUCGGAAUCAUUCCAUCGAGGGCAAAUGCCGUUUCUGUGAUUAUAAACGAAAAAAAAGUUUAGUGUAAAGUAAUAAAAGCAACGAAUCGUGCGAUAAGUUCUAUCGGCGAGUGACCAGUGCUACCACAGCAUAGCGCACAGAUUAAAGAAAAAUAUUGUGAGUCAUACGGGCAAUUUUGGACACUUCGUUGACAAUCACGGAGACUCUCCGUACCAUAUGUAAGUCAACUCUCACGCCCUGCAGUGACGGUUCCACCAUUUUACUCUUAGCUAGGCACGGUAUAAGAUAUUUAUCGACGUAAACAGCUGUUACUUCUUCUCUAAUAUUUCGCGUCGGCUCUACAAAAACAAAUUUUAAAAAACUUUUUUUGUGUUCAUGUGCCCACUAUCGCCGGCUUCCUAAUUAGCCAGACACAGAUUACCCAUCGAGCUGACAUUGAAUGUACCGCAUACGGGCCAAUUAUAACUAGAUUGCCACGGACAUAAGCAGUCAGAAGUGGCGCAUCGCGCGUGGCAAGCUGAUGCGGCCGCCGUGUGUGGACUGAAUCAACAAUGCCCUUUCUGACCAGCAGCAGUGAAGAACUGGUGCAUCGGAACUGACUGACUGCUAUCGCGUGGCGUGCGUGUCCUGUCUAGAGUGAAAACGCGUGCGCCUUCACCACAGCUCUCGCCGCCUGCUCUGGACACUCCCGCGGGGCGGCAUAACAUCUGCUACGUUUGACGCCGCGUGACGCGGGAGAGAGGACGUUAUCUCGCUGUGGUGCCUGGUCUGCGACUUGACCUCCUGUCGAGCACAUGCUGCGCUCCACACCUCCGGCGGCCAUGGUGCGACCCGGCGCAUCCUGGCUGUCCGUGGCCAACUCGACUCCUUCUUACUCCAGGACCGUGAACGCCAUGGCGGCAUACGGGGGCGAGGCGUAUGAACCGUACGGCGGCGAAGAAGGCCGAAUUCAGACGGCGCCGCCGCCCGUGCAGGAGAAUGGCUCCUGGAACAACGCAAGCGACUACGACGACCUGUACUCGAUCCCGUCGGACCUGUGGAUGCGCUACUCGCCGUCUAUCGUGGCCAUCUUCUGCCUAGCGUACACCGUGGUCUUCAUCAUGGGACUGCUGGGCAACAGCUUCGUAGUGGCCGUGGUCGCACGCUCACCGCGAAUGCGCACCGUCACCAACUACUUCAUCGUCAACCUGGCUAUGGCCGACAUCCUGGUUGUCGUAUUUUGCAUUCCGGCCACGCUCGUCGGCAACAUCUUCGUCCCUUGGAUGCUUGGCUGGUUCAUGUGCAAGACGGUGUCGUACCUUCAAGGUGUAGCAGUCAGUGCCUCCAUCAACACGCUGGUAGCUAUAUCCAUGGACAGGUGCCUGGCGAUCUGCUAUCCGCUCAAGUGCCAGUUGUCGACGCGAAGCGUGCGCAAGAUACUUCUGGUUAUCUGGACCUUCUCGGUGGCCAUCACGUUCCCAUGGGCCCUUUACUUCACGCUGCAGCCCAUCCACCCCAGCAUACCAGGCGUCACGCUGUGCGUCGAGCAGUGGCCGGACGAGCGCUCCUCAACGCUGUACUUUAUCCUAGCGCACCUUGUGCUUUGCUACAUCUUCCCAUUGCUGCUCAUCGUCGUCUGCUACGGCUGUAUUUGGGUCAAGGUGUGGCGGCGUAACAUCCCGGGCGAGAGCAAGCAGACAGACCUGAUGGUGCAGAAGUCGAAACUCAAGGUGGUCAAGAUGAUGCUAGUGGUGGUGGUGAUCUUCGUGCUCUCUUGGCUGCCACUGUACAUCAUCUUCACAAGGCUCAAGCUGGGAAGUGCCCCCGAAGAAGGCAGCGUUGACUGGAACCUCAUGCUCAUCCUGACGCCCGUGGCGCAGUGGCUGGGCGCCUCCAAUAGCUGCAUCAACCCGGUGCUAUACGCGUACUUCAACCGCAAGUUCCGUCGUGGGUUCGUGGCUAUCAUCAAGAGCCGUAGCUGCUGCGGCACCCUACGCGAGCCAAGUUCGCUCCGGGGAACCACCAUCCGCUCGGCUGCCGGAGGGGGUGGAGCCGCCACCCACAGGGGACUCUCCAGGUCUGAGAUUCCGGAGUGCGUAGUGCACCCUCGAGCCAGCGCGAAAAAAGAUACGUUGCUAACCAACGGCCGGACGGACGCCGAAGAAAAGCACGCGAAGGUGUCCCUGGUAGCCUAACCCAUUCCGUGCCCUAGAGCCCGCUCCCACCCACACACACCCGCCGCUGCCACCAACACCGCCGCUCUCCUCCCGCUGUGCUUCCGCUGCACGGCCUGUCGCGCCUGCCAGUGUACAAACGUGCGUGCAUCGGUGGAGCCAUGUCUCACCGGAGUGGCGGUGGCCGAUGCUUUCGAAACCGCUUUGGGGGCGGUCUGCGCGCCGCUGACAGCAGCGAGCAUUUCUCGCGAGCUCCUGAGCUAGCCUCAGGGCUCAGCCUAAGCUUUGUAAACCCUCAAUUUAUGCAAUUACGUUUUUUUUCCUCCUUACUAUCGACAUUUGAAUCAAAUUCUAGCUAUAGUAACAAAGUCGCCCUCGCAGUGAUUUGUCAUCGAUCUGCGAUCGAAAUAAAUUCAUUUAGCUAUCCUCCGGGCUCUAAUAUCCACGCCGCCGUUAGUGAGCAAAAAAACAUUCGUAAGAAAGAGCAGCAUCGAAUCGUGACGGCGGACGAGGUGAUAACGGAGGUGGCAUGCAAACAGGUCUUACGAAGAAAAAAGAUUCGUGAAUUUGGUUCCAUUUGUCGAUAACUAAGUGCUCUUUCAUGAAUGCUGACCAAAAAGAAACUAAAAAAAAGCACCAAACGUAAGGCGUGAAAUCUUGUAAAAUACGCCUCUGUAAAAGCUUUACUCAGCUUUUUUAGAACUAUAUGUACGUCGCAUUUAAGGACGGUAAGGCUGCAUCGUCGUCGAUGACAAAUUCUAGACUGCGUCAGUAAUGGCAUGAGACUAUUCACAAUGAUUUUAAAGCAAAUAAAAAAAACAUAAACCGAGGUUUUAUUACCGCAGCUUCACUACAUAUUUACUCGAGCUAUUUCGUGCCAAGAAAAAAAAUGAAAAAAAAGAGAGAGACAGAUAGAGGAGGGUUUGGGUAUAAAAAAGAAUGUCGGUGAAAAUAAUGUUCGGCUGCCGAUAGCGCUACCUCAGCAGUACCGCAUAAAAAUAAAGAAAGAAGGAAAGAAAGAAGGGAGUUAAGGAAUUGGUUAUCCGCUCAUCACAUUGACUCCUGUAUGCUGCUGAGGAAAUGGUGAACAGUGUCCCAGUUAAUUUUAAAUAAAAUGCACUCAGCGCUGCAGCAAUUGUCUCUGUGUUCGUCUUCUGUGUUUUUCAUGUUGUUAGUCCUCUGCUCAUCUGUAACAUGUGAUCUGUAACAUCAUUGCUUUUAUUCCUUUUUUUCUUUUUUUUUACUCCAUUUGUCUCCCAGUCUCCCGCGUACUAUAUGACGCUGUAAAUCUCUGUCGGGUGAAACGCAGAACCUUCUAGUUGUGUCAUCGAACUCAUGAAGAUGGUUGUUCGUCGUGGCCAUGUUUCUUUUACUUGAGAUUGUCCAACCAGAAAUGAAGUUUCAACAAACUUUAUAUAAUAUAACUCGUUGCUGUCAGCAGUUGCUCGACUGCACCGGUCGGCGUAUGUUUCGAAGCCUGUAUAGCCUAUAAUCUGAGAAAAUGAAGGCUCCCUCAAUGUUUAUGUAUAGGGCGCCGUAGACACCAAGACAGAAAAAAACACAGAAAGAACACAACAAGAUUUAUUGUUUUGUACUUGGUUAUGACCUGUAUGUAUUGUACGUAAGUAUGUGUAUGUCUGCGUGCGUGAAGUAUAAGUAAAUAAAGACUUUGCUCAACACU
Molecule: messenger RNA, 4588 nt
Organism: Dermacentor silvarum
Lineage: Eukaryota; Metazoa; Arthropoda; Arachnida; Ixodida; Ixodidae
Product: neuropeptide SIFamide receptor
Exons: 5
Coding region: 1549-2928 (459 amino acids)
Biological process (GO): G protein-coupled receptor signaling pathway
Cellular component (GO): membrane
Molecular function (GO): peptide binding; neuropeptide Y receptor activity
Source: RefSeq, a predicted model, not a curated record